Molecule: messenger RNA, 600 nt
Organism: Cryptococcus wingfieldii CBS 7118
Lineage: Eukaryota; Fungi; Basidiomycota; Tremellomycetes; Tremellales; Cryptococcaceae
Product: ribosomal protein L13
Exons: 4
Coding region: 1-600 (199 amino acids)
Biological process (GO): negative regulation of translation; translation
Cellular component (GO): cytosolic large ribosomal subunit; ribosome
Molecular function (GO): structural constituent of ribosome; mRNA binding
Source: RefSeq, a predicted model, not a curated record
AUGUCUUCCUUCUCCGCCCAGCCCAUCGUCAUUGACGGUAAGGGACACCUCCUCGGUCGUCUCGCUUCCAUCGUCGCCAAACAGCUCCUCUCUGGCCAAAAGGUCACCGUCGUCCGAUGUGAGGAGAUCAACAUCUCUGGCUCCUUCUUCAGGAACAAGCUCAAGUACCACGACUACCUCCACAAGCGACACAUUGUCAACCCCAGGAAGUCUGGUCCCUUCCACUUCCGAGCCCCCUCCAGAAUCCUCUUCAAGGCCAUCCGCGGUAUGAUCCCCCACAAGCUCUCCCGAGGCGCCGCCGCCCUCAAGCGCCUCGAACUCUUUGAAGGCGUGCCCCCCGCGCAGGACAAGAUCAAGAAGAUGGUUGUCCCCGCCGCCCUCCGAGUGCUCAGGUUGAAGCCCGGAAGGAAGUUUUGCACUUUGAAGAGGUUGAGUGCCGAGGUUGGGUGGAAGUAUGGAGAUGUUGUGGACAGGCUUGAGGAGAAGAGGAAGGUUAAGGGCCAGGCUUACCACGAGCGCAAGACUGCCGCUCUCAAGCUCCAGAACAAGGCCGCCGCCUCUGCCCCCAAGGCCGACAACCUCAUCCAGUACGGUUACUAA